Nerophis lumbriciformis (worm pipefish) is the source of this 2362-nucleotide messenger RNA. RefSeq names its product estrogen-related receptor alpha (gene esrra). Gene Ontology annotation, biological process: regulation of DNA-templated transcription. Gene Ontology annotation, cellular component: nucleus. NCBI's taxonomy places the organism in Eukaryota, Metazoa, Chordata, Actinopteri, Syngnathiformes, Syngnathidae. The record is from RefSeq and is a predicted model, not a curated record. Gene Ontology annotation, molecular function: zinc ion binding; nuclear steroid receptor activity; sequence-specific DNA binding.
GACCGGCGGUGUUUUAUUGUGAAAAGCAUACACAACCGGAAGUUGUAUUUCAAUAUCUUGAACUCGACUCUUAGAAACAGCUUGAGCGGUGGUAGUCGAAGGCGAUAUUUUUUUUAUCACCACCACCAGUGUCUGGAAGCAAGCAGGAGAAGAAGACGGUAUGUCGUCGAUUGCUGUCAUCACAUACUUCCCGGUAAAGUCGCCGUGAGGUGUAAAGAAACGUGACAUUGCUCGGACAGCGCUGUUAAACUGCUACAAAAAAAAAACACGGUGGACCUGCCAGUCCCAAAGACCUGCCUGGCUCCAGAUUAAGACAACGCGACCCGGACUGAUACAUCUGAGAUCUGCAACCGAAAGCCGCAACAAACACCAGGAGUCAUCACGUUCUGUUAAGGCUUCAAAUUCCAGUCCAGCAAACAGACAUCAUGUCUUCCAGGGAUCGCCGGUCCGACGUCUACAUCAAGGCAGAACCGAGCAGUCCGGAGGGAGGCGGAGGAGGGCGAACCAGUCCCGGAGGAGCCUCCUCCGAUUCCUCCCAAAGUGGAGGUGGAGAGACCAGGGGAGACUGUGCUAAGCGCUAUUCACCGCCGCUUUACACACCAGCCUUGCGUUGCCACUUCAAAGACGAAAGCGGCGAUGGGGCGGAUGAGGGAUCCACUGGAAACGGAGCUGGUCGUUGCAAGUACGCCCUCAGCACACUACCCAAGAGGCUGUGUUUGGUCUGCGGGGAUGUGGCAUCAGGCUACCACUACGGCGUGGCUUCCUGUGAGGCCUGCAAAGCCUUCUUUAAGAGAACCAUCCAAGGUAUCAUCUUUGGGGGACAAGGAAUAGCUAAACAUGCUACACUACACACCAUAGGAGGAUAUGCUAAACGUAACAUUGAAUACAGCUGUCCAGCAUCAAAUGAGUGUGAGAUCACCAAAAGGCGCAGAAAGGCUUGCCAGGCAUGCCGCUUCACCAAGUGCCUCAAAGUGGGCAUGCUGAAAGAAGGAGUUCGUCUUGAUAGGGUUCGAGGUGGACGACAGAAAUACAAAAGGCGCCCUGAAGUGGAGAAUGCAACUUACCAGAGUGUUCCCCUGCCACUGACUAAGGAGAAUGAAAAGGGUUCGUCCAUCAUCAUUGUGUCUCACCUGUUAGUCGCAGAGCCAGAAAAGUUAUUUGCCAUGCCUGACCCCCUCCAGCCUGACACAGCCCAGCGCACACUUACAACCCUUUGUGACCUUGCUGACCGUGAACUGGUUGUCAUCAUUGGCUGGGCCAAACACAUUCCAGGCUUCCUGUCGCUGUCGCUGGCAGACCAGAUGUCUGUGCUACAGUCGGUUUGGCUGGAGGUGCUGGUGCUGGGUGUGGCGUACCGCUCACUUGGCUGUGAAGAUGAGGUUGUCUUCGCCGAGGAUUUUGUCCUAGAUGAGGAAAUGUCUCGUGUUGCAGGCCUGACGGAGCUAAAUGCAGCAAUUAGUCAACUCGCCCGACGUUUCCGCACCCUUAAUGUGGACCGAGAGGAGUUUGUCAUGCUGAAAGCCAUCGCGCUAACUAACUCAGACUCUGUUUACAUCGAGGAUAUGGAAGCUGUGCAGAAGCUUCGGGACCUCCUCCACCAGACCCUGCUGGAGCUGGAGUGCCAGCGCCGCCCGGACGAUCCCCAGCGAGCGGGACGGCUUCUCCUGACGCUGCCGCUCCUCAGACAGACCGCCGGCCGGGCUCUGACUACAUUCUACAGCAUCAAGACGCGUGGCGGCAUACCCAUGCACAAACUAUUCUUGGAGAUGCUUGAAGCCAUGAUGGACUCUCCCUAGAGGAGAGCACAUCAGGAUGACGCAGAGACUGAGCAGUGUUCUUAUCUAGUCUUUGAGUGGAUGAGUUGUUUGUCACAAAGGAAAUGUGUUAUUCGAGAAUUAUUCAUGAGGAAGGGGUUUUUUCCCCUUACACAAUGAGAGAAAUGGUUUAAAAAGAAAGACUUUGCCAGCUCUAAAGCUGUAGCCGUCGGACUUCAGGCAAGCACCCUCAAGAUCCACAAAAAGUGUGGAAAUAGUAAAAAUUCCAAGUUCUUUGCAGUGGCUUCCAUGGUGUGUUUCAUCACGGCAUCAUUCUGAAAUUGCAUAACCACUGGAGAACACAGAAGUAGCAAGAACUGACUGCAGUCAUGUGGCUUUUGAACUUGGUGACUCAUGAAAGCCAUAACAUCCGGCAAGGACUUGAAGGUCCACUUUAGUACACAGGGUGCAUUCGUCUGCUAUAGCUUAGUGCGCCGUUGUAGGCAGUUUUUUUUUCCGGACUUUCUCGCAAUAUGUUAAAAGCAAUAUAAUGACUUGAUCAUUGUCUGUCACCUUAAGAUGUGGAUAAUACAGUAAGUUACAUCCUA